ACGGCAGUGCCCUCGGUUCGCGAGCCCGAGGACAUUCAAGGGGCAAGGCGGCGAGCCUGACUGGCAGGGAGGGACAUAACUGGCGUACAGCACUCGUCGAGCAGUGUGCCGUAUGUAUUGAGACAGACUUGACUGUUUUGGUUGGGGCAGUUUAUACAAGGAGAACCUUUGCCUUGUUGCCCUGCGUGCUCGAACUCCCGGUAGCUCCAGGAAAGAAGGAAGAAAAGCCGUUCUCAAGAUGUGCAACGAGGUUGCCGCCUCUGGUCCAUUGAAGAGGCACAAGACCAGAGGACAUGACGCUUCAAGGACCAGAGACAAGUGGCGCAAGAAUGCAGAGUCGAAGAGGGUGCUCGGCGAGAAGGGGAUGAAAUGCUUGAAGGGAUUCCUAGAUGAGGAGAUCGCCGUGAUGCCUCAGGCUGGCAAUGAGAACUUGCCGUCCAUCUUCGUGACACCUGCCGAGAUCAUUCGGUACACGCUGGCAAGCUUUGCCUCCAAAGGAUGCGGGAGGCGAGGGCAGGCUGCGCCCAUGUUCGCGGAGGUGUACGGAAGUGUGGCCCACAGGGUUGUCUGCACUGAUGUUGAGAUUGAGAACCUUCCAAAUCCUCCCACUGACUUUGACGUUCGAUUCUACAUCCCGAAACUCUUCGGGUGCGACAUGUCAUGCUUCGACAUCUGUAGGAACAUCAUUGAAGAACUCCUGGCCAUGAAGCUGCGGCUGAUCCUUCAGGCAGAGGACCCUUCAGCGUGCAUGAUAACACUUGUUCGGACAAAGUACUUCCAGAAGCAAGUUGUCGUUGGAAACAGCUUCAGCCUCCUUUCCAUUGGAGACUUCAACUCUGGCAAAGCGAUCGACAUUGAGUUCUGGAGGAACCUAGAGGGAGGGCGCAAGUACUUUGAUGACGCGAACUCGUUUGUGAUUCCUCUGAACUUGGAGCAGCUUGCGGGUGUCAUGCCUGUCAAUGCUUUCACUAUGACAGAGUCGUUUCAGAGAGCACUCGAUCUUGCUGCCGCCAAGACCCUCGUGGUCGACGAACCUCUGAAUGUCCUGAACGGGUUGACUCUGUACGCGCACGCUCUUUGUCACAAGAUUCUGCUCCCGGAGGAUAUUGCUUGUGAGGACAGCUAUGGCACGCUCUUUGCGGACUCGUUCAUGGACACCUGCUUCAUGCUGCAGGGCAGGUUUGACGACCCAUUGAGAUACGUGAAGAGCUUCAUUCGCUCGCACUACACCGGCGCGCCGAUCUGUGCCCUGGUCACUUUGACUCAGAUGAUAGUGGAAAUCUUCCACCAUGGUUCCUCGGACUUCACGGGAAGGGCUGUCGAGCAGAACGUUGUCGUUCUGUUGUCGAACUUCUUCGCUGAGCUGCUCUACACUGUGAUCUCCA
Molecule: messenger RNA, 1385 nt
Organism: Guillardia theta CCMP2712
Lineage: Eukaryota; Cryptophyceae; Pyrenomonadales; Geminigeraceae
Exons: 1
Source: RefSeq, a predicted model, not a curated record